CCCACUCUAGCCCCACCGCAACGUCAGAUGAAGGACGGAGGAUCGGCUCGGAACGGAGUGGGAAGCGGGCAAGAAGGGGGUUGACAUCUGUCUACAAAUAUCCAACCAUCCCGCUUAUCUAUAAACCACUGCUUCCCGCUCCUCCGCACCUGCCACAGACACACACAACACCAACACCACCACCAACUCCAAAGUCACCAUGUCGGAACAGAUUGUCUUGUUCGAUAUUCCCAGCAGGGAGCGCAGCUGCUGGUCGCUCAACCCGUGGAAGACCCGGAUGCUCCUAAACUACAAGGGCCUCGACUACCGCACAGAAUGGCUCGAAUACCCCGAAGUCAAGCCCGCCCUCGAACCACACGUACCCCCCAACCCAACCGGCAUCCCCUACACGGUCCCCACCAUCCGCCAGCCCUCCGGCAGCUACAUCAUGGAAUCGCGCGCCAUCGCCAACACCCUCGAAACCCUGCACCCCUCCCCGCCCCUCCACCUCGACGCGCCCGUGCUUGCCGAGCUCGAGGCGCUGAUGCAGCGCAUGAUGGGCCAGCUGGGCGCCGAGAUGCUGCUGCGCGUGCCGCAGCGGGUGCUGGGCCCCGCGAGCGUGCCGUUUUGGAUGGAGGACCGCAAGGCGUGGGUGGGUGGGGUGGAGCUGGAGGCGUAUGCGGCGGGCGUGGAUCGCGGGAAGAUGUGGGAGGAGGCGGAGGUGGUGUUGAGGGAGGCGACGGGGUUGUUGAAGAAGGGGGGUAAAGAGGCGGAGGGGCCGUUCUUUUUGGGGAGGGAGGUGAGUUAUGCGGAUUUUGUGUGGGGGGGGUUUUUGGUGUUUGUGAAGGCGCAGGGGGAGGACUUUUUUGAGGAGCUGUUGAGGAGGACGGGGGAUGCGGAGGCGCAUAGGAGGUUGUUGGAGGCGGUUGGGCCGUGGAUGAAGAGGUCGAGUCAUUAGGUAACUAGAGAUUGGUUGAAGGUGAAGAGCGAGGUGGAGACGAGGUGGUAGUGUAGACGGCGAGACAGGGUACUGGGUAGCUUCCU
Molecule: messenger RNA, 1023 nt
Organism: Chaetomium fimeti
Lineage: Eukaryota; Fungi; Ascomycota; Sordariomycetes; Sordariales; Chaetomiaceae
Exons: 4
Coding region: 200-937 (245 amino acids)
Source: RefSeq, a predicted model, not a curated record